ACUCAUAUCAAGCACACACUUUGAUCAAGGGCCUCACAACACGAGUGUGAGUGUCCACUCUCACUCUCACAGCAAGAGUGUCAUCUCUAGCUCUUUCUCUCCCUAACAGACUGAAAGGCCUCAUUGUGUGGCCCUGCCCCCAACUGCAUAUAAGGAUCACCACCUAAAAAUUCGGCUGCCUCGGAUGUUUGUCUAUGGUUACUAUUAUAACUGUCUCCAGUUUGAAAGUCCACUAUUUCAUCUCCGUAGUGGCUGUACUUGACCAGUUGCUGCUGUUUUCCACUUCUGACUGACCAGUGUGACAGAGAGGGAGAGAAAGAUAAUGGCUGCCUGUAUCGGUGGGAUUCACUUCCUUUUUCUUUUAUUACUCGGCUUCCUGGUGAGCCACGUUGUGACGUCAGCAAAAUGGCGACAGGCCAGGGAUGUGUUCCUGUCCAAUGUGGAUACCUUGAGCGAGACAAUGAAGCGACAACCAAGUCACAUGAUCACCACACGUGACCUAUUCGGUCUGACCGAAGACGAGGACGUCACGCUGAUGGACUCAGCACCGAGUGAGCAAGGAACCAUCAUCAAAAAGUACGGCGAAACUUAUAAAGGACUUCCGGUAUUCGAUGCCAGCCUCACUGUGGAGACGGACGCCAAUACCGAUGUGUACACUGGUCAGGUGACCGGAAAACUGGCUCAGAACCUUGACGAUGACAUCAGCUCUACAGUACCAACUUUGAACGAGCCGGAGGUGAUGCUAUUAGCUGCCAACUACGGAAACUUUUCUAUGGAAGAGGCCCGCAUAGACUACGAUAAACUCCGGUUGACGAUCUUCGUGAAGGACAACGUAGCAAUCUUGGUGUAUCGAAUUCAAUAUUAUGCCGUAUCUAAUGGAAAAAAUUAUCGAUUUUGCAUGCUAAUCGAUGCGAAUAAUGGAAUGCUUGUUAAAAAAUGGAACACACUAGAAACUGCAAAAAACAAAUACAAAAUGAAAGGUGUCGGGGGUAACAAAUUGAUAGGUAAAUUGAGAUACGGAGAAGAACUACCAUAUUUGGAAGUGACACGUGAGGGCGAUGAUUGUUAUUUCGGCAACGACAUCGUUACAGUGGUGAAUCUAAAGGAGGAAGAGUCUUUCUGCCUAACGAGGCAGAAAGUGUUUAUAAUGUAAAAUGCAACACUGCUGCGAUGGAUGAAGCGAACGGAGCUUCUUCUCCGAUAAACGAUGCUAUUUUCUAUGGCAACGUCGUCUACAAUAUGUACAAAGAAUGGGUGAAGAUAUCCCCGGUGAAAAAGCUGCCAAUGGCUCUCCGCGUACACUUUGGCCAAAACAUAGUGAAUGCUUUUUACAAUGGAAGAAACUUCUCGUCCGGUGACGGCGACAGGGAGUAUCGGCCGCUAGUAAGUCUUGAUAUCAUUGCACACGAAAUAACCCAUUGCUUCAUGGAGGAACUUUCGGGCUUGAUAUACGAGGGGUAGUCGGGUGGUAUCGACGAAUCGUUCAGUGACCUGGCUGGGGAGGCAGCCGAAAAGUUUUUAAUCGUGUUUUAAUCGUGUCUACGAUUCCAAUUCGCAACGUGUGUAACCAAUCAACUGAUGGGAGGUCGAUAAUACAUGCUGGCGACUACAAUGAUCUUAUGGACGUACACUACUCAGUGGGGUAUUCAACAGGUUUUACUGUCUGUUAGCCAGAAGGAGAGGAUGGAAUACGAAAAGGGUUUUAAAGGAUGCGGCACAUUCCAAUCGUUUCUACUGGCAUCCGACAACUACUUUCGUUGAGGCCGCUUGCGACUUCAUGAAGUCCGCUUAUGAUUUUGGCUAUGAUACUAAACCGGUAGAGAGAGUUUUUAGAAAAGUUGGUAUAAAAGUGUGUGAUCUGUCUUCGUACAUCCGAACAGUGCACCAGAACUCAAAAAUCGAGGACCUAAGUGCGAUCCCUGAAGAAGAAAUCAUGUUUAAACUGAAGAUAAAGUCAGAAUUGAAGAACGUGAAAAUUGCUACGUUUGGCGGUAUAGGAGAAGCAGAUCUGUUUGUUUGCUACAAGAAACUCCGCUGCAAUGAGCAUUUGACGAAAUGGCGAUCGAACAAGCCCGGGACAAACCAGAAAAUUUUAAUGGAGAGUCCAAAGAAAGGUAGAUAUUUCAUAAUAUUAAAAUCAAAAGUCGAGGAUUUUAUCAAAGAUGUAACUUUAAAGUAACGUUAGAAGAAAA
This is a messenger RNA of Octopus sinensis (East Asian common octopus), 2192 nucleotides long. RefSeq names its product virulence metalloprotease-like. The transcript is spliced from 2 exons. Bases 323 to 1153 code for a protein of 276 amino acids. The record is from RefSeq and is a predicted model, not a curated record. Lineage: Eukaryota; Metazoa; Mollusca; Cephalopoda; Octopoda; Octopodidae.